Cuscuta campestris is the source of this 2403-nucleotide messenger RNA. The record is from the annotation of a GenBank genome assembly. Lineage: Eukaryota; Viridiplantae; Streptophyta; Magnoliopsida; Solanales; Convolvulaceae.
CUCCUCUCUCUCCCCUGCAAGCUGCUCACAGAUCCAAUCUCUCCAUGUGAGUGCACACACUCAGACAAAGCUCCAAGGAUUUCAUUACCUCGAUCGGCUCUGAUGAAGUACUGAAUUAGUUUUGUUCUCGCAUUGAUGCAUAAGUUGGAGAUGAAUCGGAGCUUUCGGAACUCGGUGACCGGCGGCGGGAUGAAUUUCCCGCUGGCGUCGCACCACCGGCGCGGACUUAGUCUCAAUGGAGCAUCCAACUGUGAAGCCUCUGAUGAUUCGCUGGAUCUCUUCUCCAAAAGUCGUCGCAGCCUCUCCGCAGCCUCCUCCGACGAUUCAGACGGAACAGUUCCGGUUAAACUGGGAAGGCUUUCAGUUGGAUCAGUGAUUGUGGGGAAGAAUGGAUCAGAUGAUCUGUUGUCAUCUUCUGAAGAAGGCAAACAUGAUUAUGAUUGGCUUCUAACUCCUCCAGGAACUCCGCUUCCUUCAUCCAACGUAAAUGAACCUCAACCAGGACAUGUCGCUCUGGCUUCAAGAAGCCGCCCUUUGGCCAGAUCAGUCUCGGCAUCUAAGCCGUCAAGGCUUUCUGUGUCUCACUCUGAGAACAGUAGUCAGCCAACAAGGCCAACUCGCAGCAGCUCUGUAACCCGUCCUUCUAUCUCCAGUUCACAGUACAAUAACUACUCAAACAAAUCAAGUAAUAAUAUUCUGAACACAAGCUCUGCUUCAGUUUCAUCCUAUAUUAGACAAUCUACUCCCACACGUUCUUCAUCUUCAGCCAGACCAUCCACCACCACCACUUCACGCCCAACACUGUCAAGGCCUUCAACUCCUCCGAGAGGACAUCCAUCCCUUAGCACCGGUUCCAGACCAUCCCAAAGCUCGAGACCUUCCACCCCAACCUCUAGGCCUCAGAUUACUUCAUCGAUGAGUUCUUCUGCUCCUCGAUCUACUACAUCAAGACCAUCAACACCUACACGUCGGAAUUCUUUUCCGCCUUCAACUCCUCCGAGAGGACAUCCAUCCCUUAGCACCGGUUCCAGACCAUCCCAAAGCUCGAGACCUUCCACCCCAACCUCUAGGCCUCAGAUUACUUCAUCGAUGAGUUCUUCUGCUCCUCGAUCUACUACAUCAAGACCAUCAACACCUACACGUCGGAAUUCUUUUCCGUCAGUUUUGCCAACACCAUCCUCUGGACGCACUGUCAGCAAUGGAAGAAAUGUAGGUUCAGUUUCGCGCCCAAGCUCCCCUGCUAGAAGUACAGCCUCAGUAUCACGCCCAAGCUCCCCAGGUCCACCAAUUCGACGAACACCUCAACCAAUUGUUCUUCCGGAUUUUUCACUGGAAACUCCUUCAAAUUUGCGAACCUCAUUACCUGACAGGCCACUGUCGGUUGGUAGGUCCAGACCUGGUGCUCCCCUCUCUGGAAAAGGGGCUAUGGAUAUUCCAAAUGCUGGAAAUCCACCGCGGCGGCAGCCAUCACCCUCUGGAAGAGUGCGAGUGGUUGGAAAUGGGCACUCGUCUGAUGCCUCCGACCCUGGCAGAGUUUCACAUGGCUCAAAGUUGCCUCAGAGGAAAUCGGUUAGGACACCUACUGAGAGUGUGGGCUUUGGUGGGACUAUCUCAAAGAAAUCUCUUGACGUGGCUAUCAGGCAUAUGGAUAUAAGAAAUGGCCCGAAUGGCGCACGGGCAAUUUCAGGCUCGACACUCUUCCCUCCUAGCAUCCGAUCCAACGGAACCAAAAAGCAGCAGCAGGUGCAUGGUUCAAGUUCCCCGGCAUCUUUGAGUGGAAGUAUGAACAGUAACAACAGCGAGCCCAUCUUAGAAAAAGGAAGUAGUAAUAAUGGUAGGCCUUUGGAGAACAGAAGCGAAGAAGAGGAAAGACAUGAACGGCCUUCUUUAACAAGAGUGACAGACGGGGCUGAUGUGUACGAGAGUUGUCGUUAUGACAUGCUCCUACUCAAAGAGGAUGUCAAGAACACUAAUUGGUUGCACAGCAUUGAUGACAAGUCCGAGGCCACCAUGUUUGACAAUGGUUUUGAACCCCUCCCCGAACCCUUUGACCCUCUACUACAAUAGCGCCAAUGCGCCAUUGAAAUUUGGAAUGCUUAUGAUAGUAAGCUCUUUUUUUUUUUUUUUUAAAUUUUAAAAUCCCCUUAAGCUAUGUUUGAAUGGAUGUAAGAGGUAAGUAAUGGAAUGGAAUGAAAUGAAAUGUAAAGGGAAUUGUUUCCUUGUUUGGAUGGGUUUUAUGGAGAGGGUGACAUGCUUCCAAUCCUUGCCACUAUUUUAUACGAGUUUACCUACACUCCAAAUUGGGGUUUAGGAUUUAGGAAAGUGAAAACAAAUGUUCCAAACUUGGUGUUGUUCAUUUGGACGAAUUGUUUCCAACAGUACAGAAGUUAUUUUUGUCAUUUU